Messenger RNA from Mizuhopecten yessoensis (Yesso scallop), 6841 nucleotides. RefSeq names its product transducin-like enhancer protein 4. Gene Ontology annotation, molecular function: protein binding; transcription corepressor activity. The record is from RefSeq and is a predicted model, not a curated record. Gene Ontology annotation, cellular component: nucleus; transcription regulator complex. Gene Ontology annotation, biological process: regulation of DNA-templated transcription; negative regulation of canonical Wnt signaling pathway. The coding region runs from base 456 to 2693 and encodes 745 amino acids. NCBI's taxonomy places the organism in Eukaryota, Metazoa, Mollusca, Bivalvia, Pectinida, Pectinidae. The transcript is spliced from 21 exons.
UCCUGCUUUUGUUAUUUGCGGAAUAAUAACGCGUGUUGAAUUAUACUGUGUGUGGCAUUUUACAAGGCAGUUCACACGGGCACAUACACAUAGAGAGGUUGAGUCUGUGCAUUCGGUAGGGAAUUUACAUCAUAUAUCGUCAAAAUACCCGGAUUUUCAUCAUCAAAUUGUGCUUCAAGUUGUUCACCAGGCUGUACCCCGGGUCUAGGGUUCAUGUGGAUGUUACACACGACGGAAUAUGAUUUGAUGGAUUACCGAUAAAGGCAGAUUCGCGGGUCGACCUCGAGCCGUGCUGUGUGUAGCGACUGGUCGAUCGCAGUACAUUCCAUGCAGACGUCGUUUCCUAUGUUUUUUGUAUGUGUAGAGUCAUUCUAGUGUGGGAUUGUAUGAACAGUACAAUCUAAAUGAAGACUGGUGUAAUUUUUGGGAUAUAAUUUAUACUAACAAACCCAGCGAUGUAUCCUAAUCGCCACCCGACGCCGCAUCAACCCGGCCAGCCGUUCAAAUUUACGGUGGCGGAAUCGUGCGAUCGAAUAAAAGAGGAAUUCAGCUUUCUGCAAGCCCAAUAUCACAGUUUAAAAAUGGAAUGUGAGAAACUGGCCCAGGAAAAGACAGAAAUGCAACGACACUAUGUCAUGUAUUACGAGAUGUCCUAUGGAUUAAAUGUGGAAAUGCAUAAACAGACUGAAAUUGCUAAGAGGCUGAAUGCUAUUUGUGCUCAGGUCAUUCCAUUUCUCUCUCAGGAGCAUCAGCAGCAAGUGGCGGCAGCAGUAGAAAGAGCCAAACAGGUGACUAUGACCGAACUCAAUGCCAUCAUUGGGCAGCAAAUGCAGGCUGGCCAACAUUUAGCAGGGGCACAUGCCCAUGGGGCGCCACCCUUCCCGAUGCCACCCCACCCCCCGGGACUCCAGCCUCCAGGACUGCCGUCUAGUACAGCGUCGACUCUCCUCGCCCUCACUGGCCACAGCGCUCUUGGGCUCUCUACACACCUCAACUCACUCAAGGAGGAAAAAGAUGAAAAACAUAGAUCUUCUACCUCGCCCGGGGACAGGGACAAAUACGGAGAAAAAUAUGCGGAGAAAUUCAGCGAAAAAUAUCCAUCACACCGUAGCCGAACUCCCGAAGUAAACGAAAAUGCAUCAAAAAAGCGUAGAACAGAGGAAAAGUCUGUGGAUAGUGACGCGGAAAAAAGCGACUCCGAGCUGGUUGUCGACGUUGGGGAGGUGAGAAGCAACGAACCAAUCACUGACACAGCUCCUCCUAUGAAUGGAGACUUAUCCCCAAGAGAAAAAGUCCCCAAAGAGCUCCCAAAGAAAUCUGAGGAUCGGAUAAGUCCUAGGAGUGAUGCCUCCUCGCAUGGAAGUGUCGCAUCCAACAAACAUGGCCGAGAGAAUGAAAAGGCAUCAACUCCCGUUUCCAAGCCAGCCACCCCGACAAGUUCGGGAAGCACAACGCCAGGGCCCUCUGGAGGGAGUGCCAUGAAAUCAGGUGCGAAGUACCCCCUUGCAGGUUCCUAUCCCCCUUUUAUGCCCCCAGGCGGACCCCACGGUCUACCCGCGGAGAUCCCUCCAGCCAGCUAUAGCAACGGAAUACUCCACAACAAUAUCUCCCCAAACCCCGCCAUCGGCAACUACCACCGCCCUCUGUUCGACCCCCACCCCCCAGCGAUGAGGCCCGGGGCAGGCAUGGGAGGAAUCCCCGGGGGAAAGCCAGCAUAUUCCUUCCACGUUAGCGUUGAUGGUCAGAUGCAGCCAGUACCAUUUCCACCAGAUGCUCUGAUUGGCCAGGGCAUUCCGCGACAUGCACGGCAGAUCAACACACUGAACCACGGGGAGGUGGUGUGUGCUGUCACUAUCAGUAAUCCCACGAGGCACGUCUACACCGGAGGCAAGGGGUGUGUAAAGGUGUGGGACAUUAGUCAACCAGGAAACAAGAGUCCCAUCUCACAACUAGACUGUCUGCAAAGGGAUAACUAUAUCAGAUCCAUUAAGCUUCUUCAAGACGGGAGAACGUUGAUUGUCGGAGGGGAAGCCAGUACACUAUCCAUAUGGGACCUGGCCGCUCCCACUCCCCGGAUAAAAGCGGAGCUGACCUCAAGCGCACCUGCGUGCUACGCUCUGGCCAUUAGUCCAGACUCGAAGGUCUGCUUCAGCUGUUGUAGUGACGGUAACAUUGCAGUCUGGGAUCUCCAUAAUCAGACCCUCGUCAGACAAUUCCAAGGUCACACAGAUGGAGCUAGCUGUAUAGAUAUUUCUCCAGACGGUACUAAAUUAUGGACUGGCGGGCUUGACAAUACGGUCCGGUCAUGGGACCUUAGAGAGGGUCGUCAGUUACAGCAACACGAUUUCAGUUCACAGAUAUUCUCACUAGGGUAUUGUCCCACUGGGGAGUGGCUGGCCGUCGGUAUGGAGAGUAGUAACGUGGAAGUGUUACACUGCAGUAAACCAGACAAGUACCAACUACACCUCCACGAGAGCUGCGUCCUGUCACUCAAGUUCGCAUACUGUGGCAAGUGGUUCGUCAGUACGGGCAAGGACAACCUCCUAAAUGCGUGGCGCACUCCUUAUGGUGCUAGUAUCUUCCAGUCAAAGGAAUCCUCGUCAGUGCUGAGCUGUGACAUAUCAACUGAUGACAAAUACAUCGUGACAGGUUCAGGCGACAAAAAGGCCACCCUGUAUGAAGUCAUAUUUUAAACGGCACAACCGUGCAUCUAACAGAUCUCCUAUAGGCCACCACAAGUGUUUCACUGAGCCUGCCCGAACUCUUGGUGAAAGGCGGUAUUCACUUCAAGAUGGACAUAUGUAAGCUCAUUGCUGAUUGGUGGAAACCUGUGUUGUAUUCUGAAAGGACAGAAUUCGGCUAAAUAUUGAAGGAAGACACCAAUAGAGAGAUGAAAUAGACCAACGAAACUAUUUGUACCAGUUUAUGAGCAUACUAGAGGACCGGCUGUUCAAAAAGACGCUUGUCGGCUUCUGUGGGUGUCCCUACCUAAGAAAUCCAGUUCUAAGUGAACUCAAAGUGUGAACAGGUUCAUAAACACUUUUUUCCUCGUGGUAUUUCUUGAUGUGGAUUAAAUGUUGAAUGGCAGAUUUCAUGUGGUAGUGGUUACCAUUGGUAACUUCGUUAGUUGCCAAGGAAACAGACUUACCCUGCUACACAGAGUGCUAUAUUUACCUCAUGAACAUACGAGUAUAUGUAGAUGGGAGGAACCGUAGCACCGAGUACGAACAUAAUUAGACGGAGUCAUCUUGCCCAAACAUAGUCCCUGUGAUUAAAAAAUAUUGAUCAAACAUGUGUAAAUAUUUGAGGCCAUUUUCCCCCCCAUUGUUUCCAGUAACUUUUUUUCUCCAGCAAAAAAAUAUAUAUAUAGACAUUGAUGUGGAAAUAAUUGUGUACGGCCCUUAUGACCUUGACCUUGUGUGCAUUCCCAAGGUCACUGGAUUUUGACACUAGAAUGGAUUGUGUUGUGAUUCAGAUCAAUUGUGUAUGAAGUUGUGCGACUGCAGUAAGAUGGUGAAUCAGAAUGAAUUUUGUGUCGAUGAAGAAAUGCAAGGCGUAACAAUAUAACGACGAUUUGACAACAGGCUGGGAGUGCUGUUGAUCGUAUAUAUAUGAAUAUAGAUAUAUUAAGAUGUGUGAAUAAUUUUUUUUUUUUUCUCGUUCCUUUUGGGGAAAAUCGAGCAGCACUUUCUUUUUUGGAACAAAUCCUGUUCAGAUCAUGAAUGCAGGCCGCUUUGAAGCCAUUUUCAUUCUUAUUGAUAAAGGAAAGUUGUCGGCCCAUAUAUGAGAAAAUCAGGUAGAUGGUAUUCGUGUAGUAUUGUCGGUAUUGUUGUUCACGUUUUUCUCCCUAGGUUUUUUAUGGAUAGACAACACUUCACUCAGGUCAUUGUCCCACAGUGGACAUAUAACACUGUAUGCAUGCUCAUUCUAGAAAUUCGCUUCACGUUCAGAAUAAUUGUAAAGUGAAGAUUAUUUCAUUGAUGAUUUUUUUUGUAAUUUAUAAGGUCUGUACACAAUAAGAUCGUAGGGAAGGGAAAUGAGUUAUCUUGACUCCCAAUGUUCACUGAUUUGUGUGUGAUGGUCACUUCUUAAUUGGGGAAUGUGUGAUCUUCACUCAUUCGGAACAUGUCCUCGCGACUUGUUGGAACAUGUAUUUACCGGGUUCGCAAGAACAAGACUUUUGAUAGUGCGUUCACUGAUCAUGUAUGAACCACAAGAUGAUGUGUUCACUUCGCCAUCUCGUAUCCAGGAGAUUUUAGUGAAUAGAUGUAUUCAGUGCUAUGUAUGCACGCACAUAUCCUACUGCAAUAAAGACCAUCAACCCUCCCACAUCCUCCCAUCUUGUGCACUAGACCAGAAAAAAUGAGUCGGCAUGCAGGUUGCUGUUAUGAAAAACAACACGGUGUCACAUCUGUUGAAAUUUUAAUUGAAGUAGGUUGGCAAUAGGCAUACUGGCACCUUUUUUACUCUAGAAUUGUACAACUUAAAUACAGAAAUUAUUGUUGCAGCUAAAUUUUCUUACCUGUGAGUGUUAGGAUGAACAGUUUCACACAGAUUUAAACAUUGCCAUGGGUGUUGUUUGUAUUAUCAAUUUCAUCAAUUAAGUAACGAUUUCUUCAAAGAAAACACUGAAGGCUUCAUUCCUUGAAGUACAGAAAUUAUUUAAAUUAUAGUUGCAUAUUAUACUAGCAAAGUGAAAGUAUAGAUCAAGAGAUAACAAUAUACCUCCACCGGGGCCUGCUAAUGACAGUCCCUUUUCAUAUCCAUUGUUGUAAAUGAAUUGCAUGCAUGUUGUGUAAAAGACGAGAAACGAGUGUGUUAUCGUGCUAAAUGAAUGUAUAAUAUUAGAGUUGGGUUAACAGGGGUGCGCUGAGGAAUAGUGUGUUUACCUGUACAACAGUUAGAUCACAUAGCAUAUAUGUAUAAUAUAAAAAAUGAAGUUUGACUGGAGUGCGACAGGGGGUAUCUGUUCGUGUGCUGAAAAAAGUCCAAUAUUCACCUCUCCCGUUCAUAGCAGGUAUUGUGCUCGUGGAAUAUAAUAUUUUCAUCACACUCUUCGUGUAAAUUGUAAGCUCAAGCUCGGAGCAUAAUAAUGACGAUGAUGAUGAUGACGCUGUAUUACGUAACAUUUACGAGAAAAUUGCGGUUUGUCUUCUCGCCAUGGACACGGAAAGAUGUGACAUUUCUAGUCAGUAGGUUUCCCCUUCACAGAUGUCCAAGGGUAUAUAUAUCAAAGUCUGUUGUACGUAGUAGGUCAGUCUGGUUAGUUCCUCUUCUGUUUAAAAAACAACAACAAAUAAGUAAUGUUACUGAUGUUCUAGCCAGCAUCAAAUAUCAUUUGUUUGCUUGAAUGGUGAGAAAAAAUGUUAUGUUUUACAUUUUGAUAACUUCAAAUGCAUUCAGUAUUGGUAGAAAAAUAAUGAAAAAAUUGAAAUCAAUUUUCUGUUCAAUAAAAUAUUUAUGUGAGACUUAAGAAAUAUACUAUUAUUGUUCAACCCAAAUGUUGUUUCUUUUUUAAAUUGCAUUCAGUAUUGGUAAAAUUACCAGAAAGUGGUGAAUGAUUUUUUUUUAAAUGAUAAAAAGCACAGAUUAGAACUUUGUUAUAUGAAAGAUACUCACAACUCUAUUUGUUUGUUGUAAGACACAGCCAAUUUCUCACAUUUCAUAAAAAACGGCAGCAAGACACGUUUUGUAGGGUACUAGCAUGAUUGUCUGUCACUCACUGACAUGUACGUAUAGACAGAUGGUAGAUUAGAUACAGAUAUACAUUCCCCCAGACUGUGUAUAACAACAGUAGGAUCAUUUCAAAAAGACAUCUGAUUGGCUCUUCUUUAUCUUGGACUGGUUCUCUCCCCUUUGUUGCUCCUUAUCCUACAGGUGGCACUUCAGUCUGCUCAAGUACCAUUCAUGAUAUGACUAUCUCUCUUAUCCGGUAAUGGGGUUAGCCAUUGCACAGUUGCACCAUGGGAUUGAAAUAAUCAUUGGUAGAUGGUGCCACCUGCUAGCAGGUCAACAUCUAGAACUCCUUUGCAUAUGCUUUUGAACUUGUAUAAUCUUCCACAGGUGUCAGCACCAGUUAGAUGUAGGGCAUGUUGCACAGGUGGCAGCACCAGUUCUGUGAGACAUGUUACACAGGUGGCAGCACCAGUUUUGUAAAACCUGUUGCACAGGUGGCAGCACCAGUUCUGUGAAACCUGUUACAAAGGUGGCAGCACCAAUUCUGUGAAACCUGUUGCACAGGUGGCAGCACCAGUUCUGUGCAGCAUGUUUCACAGGUGGCAGCACCAGUUCUGUGAGACAUGUUACACAGGUGGCAGCACCAGUUCUGUGGAGUAUGUUACACAGGUGGCAGCACCAGUUCUGUGAAACCUAUUACACAGGUGGCAGCACCAGUUUUGUGGAGUAUGUUACACAGGUGGCAGCACCAGUUCUGUGAAACCUGUUACACAGGUAGCAGCACCAGUUCUGUGAAACCUGUUGCACAGGUGACAGCACCAGUUCUGUGAAACCUGUUGCACAGGUGGCAGCACAAGUUCUUAAGAGUAUGUUACACAGGUGGCAGCACCAGUUCUAUGCAGCUCAUUAAACAUGGCACCAUUUGUUCCGUGUGAUGUCACAUCCCUGUGUUUAGGUCAAAGGUUAUGGAGAAUCAGCCUCUCCUAUCCCAGUACAAGUGUUGUGCUUUUGCGGUUUCUAAGUGGUGAGAUGCUGCGGUUGAGUGCCCCUGUAUUUGUGGGCAGGUUUGAGAGAUGGACUAGAAACAACAAGUAGAUAUGAUACCCUGUUGAAAUUGUUAUAACUAUUCUCUAUUUUUGUAAUUAAAAGUUUACAAAAACAAAAA